AUGUCAAUUGCCAAAUGUCUCGCAGAAGACGUUGAUUUAAGACACCUGGAUCAAAUUGAGCAAUGUUUUAUAGCUGGCGGAUGCGAUGCGAUUGAUUCCACUGUAUCGGCGGUAUGGUUUUCAUAUGAAUGUAAUGAUCACCAGGGAUCGGUUGAGGAGGUUAUGAAGGAAGAUUUACGCAAGCGAGCCACCGAAAGCAGCUCGACUUCAGAAAGCACUACAGAAUCUACAACAACGGCUUCAAGUUCGACUUUGAGUUCUGCCAGUACAACUGCAGCCACAACCACGAUCUCUGCUUCCACAAGCGCUUCAGCUUCAACCUCAUCCUCGACUUCAGCAGCCUCAUCCACAACCACUACGACUUCAUCAUCUACAACUACAAGCGCCUCUGCUUCUACUACCACAAGUACGACUUCGUCUACAUCAGGCACAACUACUAGUGCGACGAGUAGCGGGACUGGGACUUCCACAAGCUCCCUUGCCUGCUCCACAACAUCCUAUUAUUCUACGAGCGUAUGCUCAUAUGGAAGUGGAGCAUCCACAGGUGUGACUCUUGGAUGCGUCACUACAUCACUCGCUUCCUCAACUUGUGCAUCCGGAGUUCUGUGUACGACUGCAGCCUCUGGAGACGAUAUAUGCAUGGAAAUCGACAAUGAUCUUACCACAUCUGGUUUGGCAGUCACAAUAUUUUUCGCAGUUAGCAUUAGCGCAUUUCUCAUUGGACUUUUGAUAAUUGGAUGCAAAGAUCGUCGAGCCGCCAAGAAGCUCCAAGCUGAGCGUGUAGCGCUCCUUGAUGCAGAGAGUAAGGAGGCAAUGCAGCCACAUAAUCAAAAGAGAUCUAAGUCAGUCGCACAGCCAGAUGCCUUUGGACACUCAGAAGCGGACUUGCCUUUGAUUAUUGAGCCCAGUCAUUAG
Molecule: messenger RNA, 915 nt
Organism: Sclerotinia sclerotiorum 1980 UF-70
Lineage: Eukaryota; Fungi; Ascomycota; Leotiomycetes; Helotiales; Sclerotiniaceae
Exons: 1
Coding region: 1-915 (304 amino acids)
Source: RefSeq, a predicted model, not a curated record